Eucalyptus grandis is the source of this 645-nucleotide messenger RNA. RefSeq lists its product as uncharacterized. The coding region runs from base 1 to 645 and encodes 214 amino acids. The transcript is spliced from 2 exons. NCBI's taxonomy places the organism in Eukaryota, Viridiplantae, Streptophyta, Magnoliopsida, Myrtales, Myrtaceae. The record is from RefSeq and is a predicted model, not a curated record.
AUGCGUCCUGAGACGUCGCUAUUAAAUCGACCAGGUGAGGGAUUGGCACACGCUCGAGGAUCGGGGCGUGACAUCCCCCUUUUGUGGUAUCAGAUCAAGAAUCAAGCUAUUGCUGCUGCUGCACCUGCCAUCGCAUCUGUUGUUGCACCUACUAAAGUUCAACCUGAGAACAUAGUGGUGCAGAGAGAGAGAUCGAAACAUAAGUUGGUGGAGCAGUUCCUGAAGCUGAGUCCGCCAAGAUUUACGGGUAUUGGAGACCUUGAGGUCGCUUCACUAUGGAUACAGGACCUAGAGAAAGCCUUUGCACUUCUGAUGUGCACUAAGGUUGAGAAGGUAACCCAGGCCGUCUAUCAGUUGCAUGGCAAUGCCAAUGUCUGGUGGAGAGCCACCAAGGACACAAUAUUUCCUGAAGGUGGGAUCCCAGUGUGGGACGCCUUCCUAAGAGCAUUUAACGAUCAGUAUUUUUCGGGUAUGGGCCGAGAACAAAAGAUGGAGGAGUUCCAGUGCCUUCGUCAGGGAUCAAUGUCUGUUGAUCAGUACGGGGUCAAGUUUGCUGAGCUUUCACAGUAUGCUCCAAGGUUAGUUGAGGACCUAGAAGAAAAAGCUCGAAGAUUCAGAAAUGGUCUUCGUUCGGAGUUGAAAUAA